AUGUUUGACAGUGUACAUAUGAAUAUGAAUGCAAAAGAAAAACUUGGUCAGAAACCAGCGCCAAUAGCAAUGGAGGAUUCUGGUGAUGCACAGAACAAUUCUAUGACAAAAAAUCGUCGAGUCGUAGUAAAUACCACUAAAGAACUAAAUUUGACAUCCACGAAUAUCAUCAAUGAUAUUGGAGGAGAUCUCGGUCCUAUUGUGGGAUAUGCACAAGAGCCUUUGUUGCCACUUUUCAAAGCAUGUGCUCCACUAAUUGACAUCGUUCAUAAUUUAUCGUUCUAUAUUGAAAUGGCACUCUACGAAACUCCAGAAGAACCAUCAGAUGGACUCACAAUUGAUGAAAGUGCUGCAAUCCGUCUCUACACCAUAGAAUGGGACGAACCACAUCCAAGUCUUUAUUCAAUGCUCAAUCACGCUCUCAUGAAUGAUCAUCGCGAGCAUCUCCGACCAUAUUUCAAGUACAUGAAACUGUUCUUAACUGCUCUAGCCAAAUUACCAUGCGUUCCACUAUUAACUAUUUGGCGAGGAGCCGCUAAAAAUAUGAGCGAAGAAUUUUUACCCGGUACUCCAGUGAUCUGGUGGGCAGUUUCAUCAUGCACAACUUCAUUGACUGUGCUUGAGAACAACAUGUAUUUGGGUGAGACUGGUGAUCGAACAUUAUUCUCCAUAGAAGCUAUUAAUGGUCGAAAAAUACGUGCUCAUUCACAUUUUGUUACUGAAGAAGAAGUUCUCCUUCUGCCUGGCACUCACAUGAUAGUUCAAUCACAAUUAAAUCCAGCACCAAAUCUUCAUAUCAUUCAUUUGAAACAGGUAAUACCAGAAGAAAUGCUAUUGGAACCACCAUUCGAAGGUGCAUAUCUUUAUCCUAAGACUAAAAGACGGCAAUGGUAUCGCAAGAAGAGAUCCAUCAUUCCAAUCAGCUUACUGACAGCUAUACUCAUCGCGGCAGUCAUUGUUGGCUCUGUUUUAGGAAGAAGAUCUCCAACAAUGCACCAAGUCGAUUAUGCCAAAGUAAAAACAUCUAUUGCUGCUUUAAUGGAUGACAACAACUAUGUUGAUGGAAAUUACGGCCCAUUAUUCGUUCGAUUGGGCUGGCUUGCGAGCGGUACAUACUCCCGUUUUGAUUCAACUGGUGGUUCCAAUGGUGGAUGUAUUCGCUUUGAACCUCAAAGUACUUGGCCGGUCAAUAAAGGUUUAAGCAUAGCACGAGAUCGUCUGCAAAGUGUUUAUCAUGAUCAUCCUGGCUUAACCUAUGCUGACUUGUACACACUGGCUGCUGUCAUGGCCAUUGAACAAAUGGGUGGUCCGACCGUCAAAUGGCGACACGGACGAGUUGACUAUGAAGAUGGGAAAAAAUCGCCGCCCGCUAAUCGAUUACCAAGUGCUAGCCAAGGAGCCCAAAACAUUCGGGAAAUUUUCUCUCGAAUGGGUUUCAAUGAUCGUGAAACCGUCGCUUUGAUCGGUGCUCAUUCUGUGGGUCGGUGUCACACGGAUCGAAACGGUUUCGAAGGACAAUGGACAUCUACACCGACCACAUUUUCAAAUGAAUUUUUCCGUCAUUUAUUGGAAGACACUUGGCAAGAACGUCAUUGGCAAGGUCCAAAACAGUUCGAAGAUGUGAAAACAAAAUCUUUAAUGAGGUUACCAUCCGAUAUGGCACUGAUUCAAGAUCCUGAAUUUAAAAUAUAUGUGAUAGAAUAUGCCAACAAUGGAAGUCGAUUUGCCUUGGAUUUUGCAGAUGCUUUUGAGAAAUUAUUGGAAUUAGGAGUGGACUUCCCAUCAUCCUAUUGA
Rotaria sordida is the source of this 1794-nucleotide messenger RNA. The record is from the annotation of a GenBank genome assembly. NCBI's taxonomy places the organism in Eukaryota, Metazoa, Rotifera, Eurotatoria, Philodinida, Philodinidae.